CACGACUUUUACUCUUCACAUCUCCACCACCACAAAUCAUGAAGACAUCUCUGGUCCUCCUUGCCCUCAGUCUGCUGGCUUGUUCAGUUUGGAAAAUCCAUGGGCAUCGCCAAGAGGUUGACCCUGAUGACCAGGAAGUAGUGGAAGCAAAGCCGAAAAAGUGCAUGGUAACAGUGGAAAAGCGCAUGGAGCAACAGCUAAAGGGGACCUGCUGGGUGUGUAAGUGGGCACUGAACAAAGUGAAGAAAUCCAUCUCCGCUUCCUCUAGCCAGGAGGAGCUAAAGCAGAAGCUGUUGUCUGUUUGCGAUAAUGUUGGCUUCCUAAAAUCUAUGUGUAAAGGCCUGGUGAAAAAACACUUGUGGGUGCUGAUUGAGGAGCUUAGCACAAGCGAUGAUGUGAGGACCAUCUGUGUUAACAUUAAGGCCUGCAAACCAAAGGAAGUUUUGGACCUGAGCUACUGACCAAGCAGCCAGUAUCCAGAUUCCAAAGUGAGAAGAUGGAUGUUCAGGUGUCAAGACAAUGCUAUGCUGCCAGCCUCUUGCUCUUUCUUUUUCAAACUAGUCACAACAUAACCAUAUAAAUUAAUAAUGACGUUUUUGGAAUGAUUAUGUUCUGAAAUAAUGUUUUGGGAUCAUGUAUUAUAAUUAAGCAAUAAAGCCAGAGGGAGUGUGGUAUUUGGCCAAUUUACCAUGGAUAAGGUCUGUUCUUAUUCACCACCAGCCUGGAUACAUCCCUUAUCUGUGGUGUAACGGCCCUAUUACACAAACCUCAGAGGUGCCUUGUUGCUAUUAUAAACAAGUUACCAAGGAAGUAAUUUGAUUAGCGUCAUACCCGUGGUAUAUUGUCUCAUAUACCACAGCUUUCAGCCAUUCAGAAUCCAGGGCUCGAAUGAUCCUGUUUAUAAAAGUGUAGGUGUCAGUCUUAAACUGCAGUACAUUUUGUAUAAUCUACAAAUGUAAAUCUUUUGCUAUUUUAGUCCAAAAUGUUGAAAAUGUUGAAUGUUGAAAAUGUUGAAUGUUUGUUUGAACUUUUUGUCCGGGCAAAAAAUAAACCUCAAGUACAACUACAA
Messenger RNA from Salvelinus fontinalis (brook trout), 1069 nucleotides. RefSeq names its product antimicrobial peptide NK-lysin-like. Gene Ontology annotation, biological process: lipid metabolic process; defense response to bacterium. The coding region runs from base 39 to 461 and encodes 140 amino acids. The record is from RefSeq and is a predicted model, not a curated record. The transcript has 5 exons. Lineage: Eukaryota; Metazoa; Chordata; Actinopteri; Salmoniformes; Salmonidae.